This is a messenger RNA of Drosophila albomicans, 1596 nucleotides long. RefSeq lists its product as uncharacterized. The record is from RefSeq and is a predicted model, not a curated record. Bases 989 to 1303 code for a protein of 104 amino acids. The transcript is spliced from 2 exons. Lineage: Eukaryota; Metazoa; Arthropoda; Insecta; Diptera; Drosophilidae.
UCUUCCAGGAUUUUCUCGCAAAUGAGACUUUCUCGGUCACUGGACUGUAACUGGCGCGGGUGCCGUUGUCUUAAUCUACUCGGACCAAGAGAGCGCUGCGUCAAUCUCUACGGUGGAGGAGGAUCGUCGUCUUCUUCAGUCACCUCGGCCUAUCGCCAGCAUCAAUAAGGCGACGACCCGCAUUCACGCAAGGCUCAGUGGCAUAGCUAACUUGUCUGUCAAGGAUAAGGAGAGGCUUGCCUGGGCUAACACGUGGAUGUGUGAAAACCGAAUAAGCCCCCUCCCUAAAGGCAAUAAGAUGCAGGCCGGUUCUACCGGCCCUGCCAACAAGAAGGUGGAGUCCACGGCAAGCAAACGCCAACGGUCCGCUGAGAGUACCAAGCAAGGUACCCAGUGAGCAAGAGGCUGCGAGCACCUGGCUCCAGUCAAACGGACUCGAACAGACAAAGACAGAGAGCAACGGUUGCAGAAACUGCCGGGCGGCAUCUCGCUGUUGCUCUCAUAGACAGAGGGGACCCUAACGGGAAAAUGUCUGCAGAGCGGUGGCGGUUGACCCAUAGUAAGCUGGUCGACGCACUGUUUGUCAGGAUGGAAAAUGCCCCAGACAAUCCAAUGCCUAUCUUCGAAGGCACUGGCUGGAUGAAUGGUGUCAAGAUCCUCUCAUGCAAGAACGACCCAACCCGACUAUAGGAGGGGUCCAAGCUGGGCGUGGUGGACGGGAAUAAUAUUCCGUCCAUGCCGGAGGUCAUGUUCCCUAUAGCUGUGCAGGGCGAGCAGGUGCUUCAGCUGCUUAAAAAGCACAACCUGGCCAUUCCGACGAGUGAUUGGUCCGUGCUGAAGGUUGAUGAACCUUUACCCAUUGGUGGGCAACACGUGAUCAUACAGAUCAAUAAGGAGGCCGAGGAUCUGCUGUAUAGCGCAAUGGGAAGAUGGCGUGGGGCUUAGGGAGCGUGUACCUUCGCCUCAUCCGAACGACAAGGACACUCACAUGCUGAGGUCAGGGGAGGUAGAGUCAGAUUUCAGGCUAGAGAGCAUGACUGACGCCACUCUGCACUUCAACUUGGCGGAGGAGGUGGGGGAGGAACCGUCCAUGCAGACGGCCCUGCGAGUGUGCAAACCUCUAAUGAGUGUGCUGCAGCUUAACCUCCACAAAUCUAAAACUGCUUCUCCUCCUCGCACUAGAGGAAGGGUCCGCCUACGCGGCUUUGGUCCAGGAACCGUGGAUAGCGUCGGGCAACACGGUUGCAGGGCUGAAGUCACCCAACUACAACUUAUACGUCUCGACAUUGCAAUGACGAUCUGACCGUGGUGGUGCUGGAGAGCUGUGUUGGAUGUUUGCUGCUAGCAUCCUGCUACAUGGUCCGUGACGAACCUGCUCCACCAGAAGAUCUGCGGUGAUUGGUGGACAUGGUCUGCUCCUCCAAAAAGCAACUUAUAAUCGGCACGGACGCCAACGUUCAUUAUAGCGUUUGGAGAAGUCUCGAUAUCAACGAAAGGGGUGAGUCAUAACUUCAUUUUAUCCUUAACAAUAAGCUAAGCCUAGCCUAGAGGUGAGGAAUCUACUUAUAUAGGUCCCACCUCUCGUAACGUGCAGGA